AUGGAGGGGGAGUAUGUUCCAGCUGUCAUUUUUGACAACGGAUCAGGCCUAUAUAAAGCUGGACUAUCCUGUGAUGUUGCCCCAAGAUCAGUCAUCAGCUCAGUUAUUGGUCGUGCUAAACCACAAUUCGGUUUAGUGGAAGCCUACAGAAAAAACUACUAUGUUGGUGAAGAAGCUCAGGCCUUAAGAGGAAUCUUAACGUUGACAUACCCCAUCAAACAUGGCAUUGUAACAUCCUGGCCAGAUCUGGAGAAAAUCUGGAAGCACAUUUUUGACUGUGAACUUCACAUUAAAUCCAGUGAAAGACCAGUCUUACUAUCUGAAGCUCCUCUUAACCCAACUGACAACCGUGAGAAGAUGGCAGAGGUGAUGUUUGAGAGCUUCAACGUCCCAGCUAUGAGUGUAGCAAUACAUCCUACUCUCUCUCUCUAUGCAAAUGGACGCACAUCUGGCUUGGUCAUGGACAUUGGAGAUGGUGUCACCACCACAUUUCCCAUUUUUGAAGGAUUUUAUCUGCCUCAUGCUGGAAAUCGUCUUAACUUGGCUGGCCAGGACAUCACAAAUUAUUUCAUGAUGCUUCUUAAGGAGAUUGGACUUUCCUUUGUCAGCAGUGCAGAGAAAGAGAUUGCUAGAGACAUGAAGGAGAAGCUUUGCUAUGUGGCUUUAGAUCCAAAGGAGGAGUUGAUAAAAGAUCCUAAAGAAUGUUUAACAGAAUACACUCUUCCAGAUGGGAACGUCGUUACCACUAGCCACCAGAGGUUUCGUGCCCCAGAGAUACUAUUUUCACCAUCUAAUAAUGGGGUGGAGGCCUCCGGUGUGCACACAAUGAUCUUUGACAGCAUUCUCAGAUGUGCCAUGGAUAUCAGAAGGCCUCUAUUCAAAAACAUCCUGUUGUCUGGUGGUUCUACCCUUUUCCCAGGUCUUGAGGAUAGAAUUUACAAAGAAAUCAGAACCCUGGUACCAGAGACUGUUAAGGUAAAAAUUAUUGCCCCAAAUGACAGGAAAUUUGCUGUGUGGAUUGGAGGAUCAAUCUUGGCUAGCCUACCGUCUUUUAGGGAGGCGUGGGUCACGUCCGUAGAUUACAAAGAAUUUGGCCCAGCCAUUGUACAUCAGAAAUGUGCCUGA
Molecule: messenger RNA, 1125 nt
Organism: Bufo bufo (common toad)
Lineage: Eukaryota; Metazoa; Chordata; Amphibia; Anura; Bufonidae
Product: actin, clone 302-like
Exons: 2
Coding region: 1-1125 (374 amino acids)
Source: RefSeq, a predicted model, not a curated record